Cornus florida is the source of this 1942-nucleotide messenger RNA. Its product is annotated as choline/ethanolaminephosphotransferase 1. The coding region runs from base 273 to 1442 and encodes 389 amino acids. The record is from RefSeq and is a predicted model, not a curated record. Gene Ontology annotation, molecular function: phosphotransferase activity, for other substituted phosphate groups. Gene Ontology annotation, cellular component: membrane. The transcript is spliced from 20 exons. Gene Ontology annotation, biological process: phospholipid biosynthetic process. NCBI's taxonomy places the organism in Eukaryota, Viridiplantae, Streptophyta, Magnoliopsida, Cornales, Cornaceae.
ACGGUCAUGGUCUUGGUCAUGCUUAACUUGACCUUUAUGUGGUCCGACGCGGUUUGUAUUUAAUCAAGAUCUUCUAGUAUUUCUUAAUUCUUAUUUUCCAUUUUUCUAUUUGCAAAUUUCGCCACACUUUCCUCAAUUUCUCAGCCUCUUCGUAUACACAGUACACAUAUAUGUAUGUGUUCUUGUAUAGUCCAAAUCUCCGAUCUUUCUCUUAACUUUGCUCGAUCUCUGCACUUCAAGGAGGUUAUACAGAGUUAUAUUAUAUAUACACAAUGGGAUAUAUAGGGGCUCAUGGAGUUGCUGCACUGCAUAGAUACAAGUACAGUGGAGUGGAUAACUCAUAUCUCGCAAAAUAUGUGUUGCAGCCCUUUUGGAGACGCUGUGUUAAUCUUUUCCCACUUUGGAUGCCGCCCAAUAUGAUUACACUUACAGGGUUCAUGUUCUUGGUCACAUCUGCACUGCUUGGCUAUAUAUAUUCACCUCGCUUGGAUUCUCCUCCACCAAGAUGGGUUCAUUUUGCUCAUGGAUUACUUCUUUUCUUAUACCAGACUUUUGAUGCUGUUGAUGGGAAACAAGCAAGACGGACAAAUUCUUCUAGUCCACUGGGGGAACUUUUUGAUCAUGGAUGUGAUGCACUUGCAUGCACGUUUGAGACUUUGGCCUUUGGGAGCACUGCUAUGUGUGGAAGAAAUACUUUCUGGUUCUGGGUGAUUUCAGCUGUUCCAUUUUAUUUUGCAACAUGGGAACACUAUUUCACCAAUACCCUUAUUCUUCCGGCCUUCAACGGACCUACUGAGGGUCUCAUGUUGAUAUAUGUAGCCCAUUUCCUUACAGCUAUAGUUGGUGCUCAAUGGUGGGCUCAACCAUUUGGAAAAUCACUUCCCUUCUUAAGUUGGGUUCCGUUUUUAAAUGAAAUCCCGACAUCCGGAGCUGUGUUGGUUUUAAUGAUAGCUUUUGCUGUUAUACCAACAGUUUCAUUCAAUGUGUACAAUGUUUAUAAGGUCGUUCAGGCAAGGAAAGGAAGCAUGUUACUGGCAUUGGCAAUGCUUUACCCUUUUGUUGUGCUCGUGGGAGGAGUCCUGGUGUGGGAUUAUUUGUCUCCAAACGAUAUAAUGGUGAACUAUCCACAUUUGGUUAUAGUGGGAACUGGACUUGCAUUUGGGUUCCUUGUGGGAAGGAUGAUUUUAGCUCACUUGUGUGAUGAACCCAAGGGCUUAAAAACUAAUAUGUGCAUGUCUCUGUUAUAUCUACCUUUUGCAAUUGCAAAUGCUCUCACUGCCAGACUGAAUGAUGGAACUCCAAUAGUUGAUGAGAGAUGGGUUCUCCUUGCUUACUGUGUGUAUACAGCGGCUCUCUAUCUCCACUUAGCAACAUCAGUCAUUCACGAAAUAACAACUGCCUUGGGAAUCUAUUGUUUUAGGAUAACAAGGAAAGAAGCUUGAGAGGUGCUAAUGUUGUAAUCAAGUCUUCUCGGAAAUUUCCAGCCAGCAUAUCAGGAACAAUGCAGCAACUUUAUGGUCUCUCUGCUACAAUUUUUUUUGGGUAAACAUUAACCGUGAAGAUAACGCUCGAUCCAUUGCAUGGGAUCCAUUCCCAAUUACUAUCACUCUUGUAAUUGAUUAAAAUGCAUUUUAAGCAUGAGAUGUCACUCUCUCAAAAUUUAUUACUUGAAUUUUAGAAUGUUACUAAUGGAUGAGUGUUUGAGAGAGACCAUAUUUUGUAAGACGUAAUAGGGCACAAUUUUGGAACUUUGACAUCAUUGGCCGUCAAAAUGGCUGGACGGCAAACUAGUGAGAAAAGCAUGCCAAAUGAUGUAUAUGUAUGGAGUUGGAAAUAUAUAGUAUACAUCACACUAUAAAUGUAUGGUAUAUAUUGAAAUGUUGUUCGGUUGAUGAUAACACUUGUGUGGUAUUUCUGCAUAAUGUUCAUAAUGUUAUUUUAA